Messenger RNA from Trichoderma aggressivum f. europaeum, 3228 nucleotides. RefSeq lists its product as uncharacterized. The coding region runs from base 1 to 3228 and encodes 1075 amino acids. The transcript has a single exon. Gene Ontology annotation, molecular function: catalytic activity; protein binding. Lineage: Eukaryota; Fungi; Ascomycota; Sordariomycetes; Hypocreales; Hypocreaceae. The record is from RefSeq and is a predicted model, not a curated record. Gene Ontology annotation, biological process: nucleoside metabolic process.
AUGUCAAAUAAUACUGGUCCAACCCAACCGAUACGGCGGAGCGACUUCAAGAUAGCAAUUGUCUGCGCCCUGCAAGUCGAAUACGACGCAGUCUGCCUGCUCGUUGACGAGUUCUGGGAUGAAGACUUUGGCCGAGCAGAGGGUGACCAGAACUUUUACACGGCGGGGUGUAUCGGCAAUCACAAUGUUGUCAUCAUCCUUCUCGAGAGCAUGGGCAAAAUCAGCGCUGCCAAGGCUGUUGCGAACAUGCGCGUGAGCUUCACUGCCAUCCAGCUGCUGCUGCUUGUUGGAAUCUGUGGCGGGGUUCCAUCAGGCCCACGGGGAGAGAUUCUGCUAGGCGAUGUCAUCAUUGGUGAUGAAGUGAAGCUCUACGACUACGGCAAGCGAUAUCCAGACGGAUUUCGACGCUCACAAGACCUUGGAUACAACACAAGCAACUUCAGUAGGGGUGUUCGUGGCUUGCUGGGUGUGAUACAGACAGACAGGGGCACGCGGUCGUUUGAGGAUCGGAUAAGCCAUCAUCUGCAACACCUCCAGGAAGUGGCCAGCAGCCAGAACAUUGCAAAGUACGCUUAUCCAGGAGCAGCAGAGGACAGAUUGUUUGCUUCUGAAUAUCGCCACAAACAUCAUCAACGUGCACCAUGUAUUUGCCGCCGUUGUCUUACCGACUCAGACCCCAUAUGUGAAGAAGCGAUCAAGGCUUCAUGUCUUGAGACGAAUUGUGAUAUAAGAUACAUCAUUCCGAGAGAAAGAAUAGUCGCAAAGCAGAUGUUGGAACCAGAAAGAGCCAACGAGGCUCAGCGUCCAACUGUGCACUUUGGACGUCUUGCAUCAGCCGAUAUGGUCCUAAAGUCUGCAAAAGACCGUGAUGCGUUGAGCCAAGAGCUCCAGGUCAUUGGAUUUGAAAUGGAGGCCGCUGGGUUUUACAACGAGUUGCCAUACGUGGUGAUUAAGAGUGUUUGCGAUUACGCUGAUUCUCACAAGUCCAAGGCAUGGCAGCCAUUCGCGGCAGCAACGGCUGCAUCUGCUUGCAAAUCACUAUUGGAACGCCAUCACAGGACUGAUUCGAUUCCAAAAGAGAUCUCUAUAGAUGAUGGAGCUAGCAAAGAGGAUCAUGCACAUACAACUACUUGCGUUAUCCCAUUGCUCAAGAACGAGCGGUUUGUCGGCAGACAAGGCGUCUUGGAGAAGCUCAAAGAAAUGCUUUUUUACAAACAAAGCUUCAGCCGGGCUGCACUGGUAGGAUUAGGUGGUAUGGGCAAAACACAAGUCGCCCUACAGCUUGCAUACUUGAUGAAAGAUGUGUUGCGAGACGAGGGUGGUAGGGAAUGUUCAGUUCUUUGGAUUCCCGCUCUAAGUGUUGCGACAUUCGAACAAGCCUGUACUGACAUCGCGAGACACAUACCUCAAUCAAACAAAACAGGAAAAGAUGAUAAGCUAAUUGUCAAAGAAUAUUUUAGUACAGAAGCGGCUGGCAGGUGGCUUCUCGUCCUAGACAACGCAGAUGAUCACGACCUCAUAUUCGGACACAGUUCAGCGCCUGGAGGCCUCUUACAGUAUCUACCUCGAAGCGACUUGGGCUGUAUUUUAGCCACCACUCGUGAUCGUGGAGUUGCCGUUGGUUUUGCUGAAACUAAUGUCGUCAUGUUGUCGGAAAUGGGCAUGGAUGAAGCAGAAACCUUUUUCCAAAGGUCAUUGAUCAAUAAUGACUUUGUCGGUGUGGAUGAGGACAUCAAGUCAUUGCUCGAAUUCCUCGAAAGGAUCCCACUGGCAAUCGCCCAAGCAGUGGCAUACAUAAAUGUCAACCAAGUCACAAUCCGAGAGUUUCUUAGUCUCCUGCAGGGUGUUCCGUAUGACCAAAUCAGUAUCUUGAGUCGGCACUUUCGAGACUCGACGCGAUAUCAAGAAUCCCAGAAUGCGAUUGCCUUGACAUGGCUGGCAUCAUUUGAGAAAAUCACUCAAACAGACCCAAUAGCAGCAAAACUGCUAGCAUUCAUCUCCUACAUCGAGCCCAAAAGCAUACCGAGAUCUCUGCUCCCUGAAGGAGAGUCUCGGGAGGAGUUUCUGCAUGCUAUGGGUACUUUGCUCGGCUACGGGUUUCUAACCCUACAACGGGAGGACUUCUACGACAUGCACAGGCUUGUGCAUAUAGCUGCUACUGUAUGGGCAAGAGAAAGAUUUACAGCCACCAUGAACCCGAAUCUUGCCUUGGAGCAUGUUGCCUCGGUCUUCCUGGGUCCUCAAUACAACCGCCGCGAGAAAUGGAUAACGUAUAUUCCGCAUAUACUGGGGAUUUUGCAGGACAAUUUCAGCUUUGAAAAUGAGAGCUCUCUCAUUCUAGCCUGUCGUGUAGGGCAAUGCAUGAUAGUGGAAGGAAUGACCCGUAUGGCUGUGUCGAUGCUGGAGAACCUGGUGGCUUACACGGAGCUGCGGGGUGACAAGGACCUAAUCCGUCAAGCAUCUCAACAUGAGCUUGCGAGAGCCUACUAUUUUGAUAGGCAACAUGAAAAAGCCAAGUCAAUACUGGAAAGUGUGGUGGCUAUACGAGAGCAAGUCCUCGGGGGAGAGCACGAAGAAACAAUAAGGUCACAAGAUGUCCUUGCAAAGGUAUACCGCGAACUUGGAAAAUACAAGGAGGCAAUACCAAUACUCGAAUGCGUGGUGGCGGUUCGGAGACGGACCUUGGGUGAAGAGCAUCAGGAAACAAUAGGGUCACAGCAUGCUCUUGCGAAGGCGUAUCGCCAAGAUGGACGAUUAAACGAAGCAAAAUUGAUGUUGGAGCACGUGGUGGCUUUUCGAGAAAGGAUCUUUGGAGAAGACCACCCGUUUCUCCUAGUAUCGCAGUUUGAGCUGGCAAAGGUCUAUAAGCAUGGAGACCAGAUGGACACCACGAAGGCAUUUUCGAUACUGGAGCGGCUGGUGGUCAGGGGGAUGAGGACCGAUAGCAUGAAUGAUUCGUUUUAUCUGAGCUCACUACACGAGCUCGCAAGCUUGCACUAUGCAAACGGCCAGACGGACAAGGCGAUGCUGCUGCUGGAGUAUGUCGUGACGAUGCACAGGAGGAUAUACCCCGAAGAUGAUUACCGCCGUGUGCGGUCCGAGAAGAAUCUUGCGCAGAUGUACAGGUCUUUGGAAAAGAGGGCACAGCAUCUAUUGCCACAGUGCGUGCAAAGGGAGGUUAUAGGAGAUGCGGCCACAGAACAAACAGUCACAGAUAAAGGGGACUGA